AUGGCCCUGAUCGCUAAGAGCCCACCGUCCGAGGGUUUCACCACGAAGGUCAUCAGGGUUGUGAUGUCAUGCACCGGCAACAUUGACACCGACACCAUUCUCAUCGAGAACUCCGAUAUCCUUCGCAUGUUUGUUGAGAAGGAGGGAAAAAUAGUCAUCAGUUUCACGCAGCUUCCCAUGAUGAUACCGAUCUGGAAGUUGGAACCUGCUGGCCCAAUGCCGGACAACAUGGGUGAAGAGGACACCGAUGAGGACCUCCAGAUGACAAGGAAUGCUUGGAAAACCUGUCGACUUGUAUGGGGGCGCCAUGCGGGACUUGAAGAGCUGAAUAGGCGAGCAGCUGUGACUAUGCGUGCGAUGCAGAAGCAGGACGAGCUUGCUGCUCAAGCUGAUAAUGGUAAGCAAUUGCGUUCUUUACUAUUUGGUCGUUUGCGCAUCGCCCCUGAAGUCAGUCCCCUCGUAAUAGCAAUCACUGACCUCUAA
Molecule: messenger RNA, 483 nt
Organism: Alternaria metachromatica
Lineage: Eukaryota; Fungi; Ascomycota; Dothideomycetes; Pleosporales; Pleosporaceae
Exons: 2
Coding region: 1-483 (160 amino acids)
Source: RefSeq, a predicted model, not a curated record